AUCGACGCCUUAUGUUCGGCAGGUUACCAAGGAGUCGACUGUUCUGUGGACAUAGACGAGUGUAGCGCCAACUCAGGCAUUUGUGGCACCUACCAUUGCUUCAAUCUUCCUGGUGGCUACAGCUGCCUUGGUGCGCCUGGCUUUGAUGGCACACCAUGUCAGGUAGGAGCCUAGUUUCCCGGGUUUGAUCACACAACAUGUCAGGUAGGACAAUAGCUACCUGGCUUUGAUGUUACACCAUGUCAGGUUGGACCAUAGCUACCUGGUUUUGCAGCUGUGUAUUUAGUACAGUCAAUCUCCAAGUGAAGAUGUAUUGAUCUCCUCUAGUAAAACUCUUAGGAUUAGGUGAUGAGAACCCUUUCUCAAGCAGCUCCCCCCCCCCCACCCCCUGGCCGCUUCUGGAACCAAGUAUUUCCCAAAUAUUGGGUAAUUUUAAGAACAAGGUAUUUUAGUAUUUGGUAAAAUUGACAGAAGAGUUUAUUUGCAUAAAAAAAUGUUUAGCAAUUGAGUAUUGAAACUGAUGAUUUUAACCCUACAGAACAUUAACGAGUGCCUAUCACAGCCAUGCCAGAACGGUGGAACAUGCAUAGAUGGCAUCAACUCAUUCACCUGCACUUGUCCACCUGGCUACACGAGCUCCGACUGUGGUACAGACGUGGACGACUGUGCCAGCAAUCCUUGUACCUCGCCCAACACUGCAUGCAGGGCUGCCACUCACUUUUUUAAAAUUUCCCAAGAUAUGGUCAUGAAAUUUCCCAAGAUUUCCCAAGAUCAUAAAAGUAUAUAGGAGUUUAGUGUUUUUUUUAAAUUGGGGGGGGGGGGGGUUUCCUAUGUCCUUAAUGUAAUUAAGGCCUCUGAAACACAUGUUACAAUAAUUGACUGAAAUGUAUUGAAAAAGACAUUUUAAAAAAAAAAUGUUUAUCACAUAAAAUAAAUAAACAAUUUGUUUGUUUUUUUUAAAUAUUUAUAUUAUUUUAUUUUCCAAAAUAUCAGCACCCACUGGAGUUAGGCUACUAAAUGUUACAUCCUAAUUCUCUAGUAAAAAUAUCAUCUACAAUCCACGUGUAAUAGAAGUCAAUUGGAAACAGAGCUCACAAGACUAAACAACACACAAUUCCUUUUACAAAGGCAAAAGGUUCUUCAUCAAAAAUUGUUUUUUCUUAUUGUAAGUCUGUUGAUUAGUAGUGGGGUUUGCAAAGCUAUUAAGCAAAAUUUGUUGAUAAUAAUUGUAGUUAAAAUGGAUUGAUAGUUAUGAAAGCAAUAAGUAUGUUUAUUUUUUCUUGUAAAUUUACAUUAUAAUGGUUUUUAUUUAAACGAAAUACUGAUUAAAGGAAUUUUUCAUUUAUUUCCUACAAUGUAUAAUUUGAAUAUCUUAGUUACCUGUGUGUCAAUCCACAAAUACUUUUUCCAAUAGAUGAAAAUUAGGCUAGAUUUUUUAAAGAUGCAUAAUAUUUUGAACACAUUGUAUAAGUAAUUGAAAUAAUCCAAUUUUACUAUGGAUUCUUGAUAGAACACUAUCAUUCACUCUUUGAUUUGUACUGUUUUUUGUAUGGUUGCUAAUGUCUUAUUAUACGCAUGAUAAAGUUUCCGAGUCUACCGCCCCCCCCCCCCUGUUUAAUAAACAUUUAACACCUGGGUGUAAUUUGCAAAUCUUCAACUUAAAAAAAAGAAGAGAAAAUUAAAUUUUUCUUUAAUUAUUAACUUGUUGUUGAUUUAAAAUAUUAGUCUAACUUUAAUUUCAGAAGAGUACUUAUUUAUUUAUAAAUGGUUUUAAAAAUUAAAACAAGAAAAGUACAUUUUUAAAAAAUUAUUUUUUUUCCUUGUUACUAUAAAAUUAGUUUGCUUAAUUUUCGCUUUUUUUUUUUUUAAUCACGUAUAUUGUUUGCGUUUUUCGAAAAAUAUAAUAAAAUCUUCCCCACAGUUAAGAUUUCCCAAGGUUUUGCCUGAUUUUCAAAAUUAUUCCCCAGAUCCCAAGGGGGGUCAUGAAUUCCCAAGAUCUUGGGAAAUUUCCCAAGGUGUGGUAGCCCUGACUGCAUGUCGUGAUCUGGUCAAUGGCUUCAAAUGUGUCUGCAAGGAAGCUUUUUCAGGUGACAUUUUUUUAAAAAUUAUAUUUUGUACCAAGAAAAUUACUUUUUCCAUUAGGUCCGAGAUUAAGCAAUGAAUAAGAUUGUCCUGUUCAGAGUAAACAAAAAAAAUCAAUUCUUAAUUGAGUUUUAAUUUGAUCAGCGUUAUAAAAAAUCAUUUCCUUGCUGCCUGGCUAUAAUAGAAAUCUAAGUAAUUUCCAGCUUCAGUCUUGAUCAUAUCUAUUUUUUGGGGGGUACAUUUAAAAAAAAAACAACCUGAUGGUUCUUAGGAUUUCCGUUUACGUCUCAAUUAAGGACGUGAUACAAUAGUGAGGUUCUUGUUUUAGGUGAGCCCUCGAGCUGUAUGGACAUAAAUGAAUGUGAUCUCCGUUACUGUCAGAACAGCGCCACGUGCAACAACACGGUAGGGAGCUACACGUGCAACUGUCAGGCUGGAUUCGUUGAUAAGAACUGCAGCACCGACUUCAACGAAUGCAGCAGCAAUCCGUGUGUCAACAAUGCCACGUAAGUUGUCCCCCACGUAAGUUGUCAUCAUUGGCACAUUAGUUGCCCUAAUAACAUGUCAUCAAUGCCCCAUAAUUUGUCUCAGAUCAUGGGUCAACAAUGCCACUUAAACUGCACCCAAUGUUAAAAAUGCUAUUUAAAUUGUCUCAUGUCCUAAGUUCAACUGGUGAAUCUAUUGAUUAUUUAGAGCCACAUUGAUGUAUCCACUUGUCAGUUAACGUAUUACUUAAUAUAGACUGGUCAGUGUAUGGAUUAUAUAUCGACUGGUCAGUGUAUGGAUUAUAAUCGACUGGUCAGUGUUUGGAUUAUAUAUCGACUUGUCAGUGUAUGAAUUAUAUAUCGACUGGUCAGUGUAUGGAUUAUAUAUUGACUAGUCAGUGUAUGGAUUAUAUAUUGACUGGUCAGUGUAUGGAUUAUAUAUCGACUGGUUAGUGUAUGGAUUAAGCUGUGCCAAAUUAAGUACUUAUCUGUGACCCACUUGUAUUUGAUGAUGAUUUAUUCUUGAUAAUUUAGAAUAAAUUUAUUAAACAUUUUUUAUUUCAAAAAAAAAUAUUCAAUUAAAGUUUUAAAAAAAGGCAUGUGUAGUUUUUUAAAAUAUUUUUAAAUCUCGCUAUUUCAGCUAAUUUGUAUGUGAAUAGUUACCAAUUUCAUAUAUAUGUAGGUUUCCCUGAAGGUACUACAUCACUUAGCUUCUGAAACAUCCUUCAAAGAAUUCAAUAGCUCAUUUGUAAACCAAAGUAAUCUCAUUGUUUUAAUUCCAUCAUGCCAGAUGUAAUCUCAUUGUUUUAAUUCAAUCAUGCCAGCUGUAAUGUCAUUGUUUUAAUUCCAUCAUGCCAGAUGUAAUCUCAUUGUUUUAAUUCCAUCAUGCCAGAUGUAAUCUCAUUGUUUUAAUUCCAUCAUGCCAGAUGUAAUCUCAUUGUUUUAAUUCCAUCAUGCCAGCUGUAAUCUCAAUGUUUUAAUUCCAUCAUGACACGUGUAAUCUCAUUGUUAUAAUUCUAUCAUGACACUUGUAAUCUCAUUGUUUUAGUUCCAUCAUGGCACAUGUAAUCUCAUUGUUUUAAUUCCUUCAUGAUUCUUGUAAGCUCAUUGUUAUAAUUCCAUCAUGACACAUGUAAUCUCAUUGUUUUAAUUCCAUCAUGAUACUUGUAAUCUCAUUGUUAUAAUUCCAUCAUGACACGUGUAAUCUCAUUGUUUUAAUUCCAUCAUGACACAUGUAAUCUCCUUUCAGCUGCAAUGACUUGGUCAACAACUACACAUGUGCCUGUCUUCUUGGCUUUGACGGAAGAAACUGUGAACACAAUAUUGAUGACUGCCUGUCAAACAUUUGUCACAAUGAAGGGUCAUGUCAGGAU
Molecule: messenger RNA, 3940 nt
Organism: Lymnaea stagnalis (great pond snail)
Lineage: Eukaryota; Metazoa; Mollusca; Gastropoda; Lymnaeidae
Source: the annotation of a GenBank genome assembly